AUGCCAUCUGUACCAACAGCAGGCGCCCGAUGCAUGACCGAACGGCCACCACGGCGGUCGAAGACGUGCCGAAGCCGGAAUUCUCGAAAAAAGGUGGUAUGCAGUGUAACCGGUCUAACGCUACAUCAGAAAGCAUUACUAACGCGGAAAUGGAAUCGAAUGGAAUCUGCCACAGUGUACGAACUGGGUAGACGGAUGUUCGAGUCAAUUUUCACAGAAAAUCCUCAUUAUCUGGCUUAUUUGGAUCUCAAGGGAGAGCCAAAUUGGAGAAAUCAUAUCAACUUCAAAAUUCAUGUACAGCGAUUUGUGACAGCCAUGUCGGAAGCGAUGAGACGUCUUCGCGAUCCGUCCACCUCAUACGACGUCCUACGAGACUUUGGUGCAUCCUAUGCCGUCUAUCCAAAGCGGGUAUCUGCCGUGUACUUCGAACGCUUAGCAAAUGCACUUAAUCAGACGGCCACUCAACUACAGGAAGGCGACCAUCAAGGCAUAGAAAUGCCGGUAUCGGCGUCGUUCUCAUCAUUUUCCACUCCAGCGAAGACGGCAAUCCAUUCCAGAGGUAGUCUAACAGGAGUGGAUUCGAUACGAGAACAUGGCGAUUGUCUAGGUCAACUUUUAUCUCUUAUAUGGGACAGUAAGGCUGAACAUCAUGGUCCCAACGAUGUAUGCCCGAUUACGGCCGAAGCGUGGACGGUUCUAUCAGCAUUCCUUGCAAAUCAGAUCAAAUACGGCUAUGAAAUGGAGCGUGUAAUACGAACGGAAUUGUCAAAAUUGGGUUUGGACGGUUCUGGUGGGAUGAAACGAGGCGCCCUGUCACUCCAGAGGCCAACACAAUUUGCAUAG
Molecule: messenger RNA, 843 nt
Organism: Haemonchus placei
Lineage: Eukaryota; Metazoa; Nematoda; Chromadorea; Rhabditida; Trichostrongylidae
Source: the annotation of a GenBank genome assembly